Molecule: messenger RNA, 2101 nt
Organism: Myxocyprinus asiaticus (Chinese sucker)
Lineage: Eukaryota; Metazoa; Chordata; Actinopteri; Cypriniformes; Catostomidae
Product: elongation of very long chain fatty acids protein 2-like
Exons: 8
Coding region: 389-1108 (239 amino acids)
Biological process (GO): very long-chain fatty acid biosynthetic process; fatty acid elongation, polyunsaturated fatty acid; sphingolipid biosynthetic process
Cellular component (GO): endoplasmic reticulum; endoplasmic reticulum membrane
Molecular function (GO): fatty acid elongase activity
Source: RefSeq, a predicted model, not a curated record
GGUGAACAGGUAAUCAUUGACAGGUACAGGGAUGAUGGGAAAUGGAGUCCAGAGAGUUAAAGUCAAUCCCCAGGUGAUGGAGCCCUCUGGUGGUGAGCGGGAGGAACAACAAAGAACUGCUGCUCGCUGGAUGUUUUUUGUUUUUGGCACCAUUCAGAGUAAAUUCUAGAGACUGUUGUGUGUGAAAAUCCCAGGAGAUCAGCAGUUACAGAAAUACUCAAACCAGCCCGUCUGGUACCAACAAUCAUGCCUGCUCACUUAAAUCGGAAUUAAACAAUUUUGCUAACAAGACACUCGCGUAAGAGGAUGGCUGCUACUGGAUUCCUACACACCAACCUUCUUCCUCACUCUUGUCUACCUCCUUAUAGUCUACCUUGGACCAAAGUACAUGAGAAACAGACCAGCAUACUCACUAAAAAACAUCUUACUGCUCUACAACUUCUCUCUCACCAUGUUGUCGUUCUAUAUGCUGGUUGAGCUGAUAUCAGCGGUGUGGUCUGCAGGUUAUCGUCUACAGUGUCAGGGAUUGCAUGAAGCGGGUGAUGCAGAUAUUAGGGUAGCAAAAGUCCUGUGGUGGUACUAUUUCUCCAAGCUGAUUGAAUUCCUUGACACCAUCUUCAUUGUGCUGAGGAAGAAAAACAGCCAGAUCAGUUUCCUACAUGUGUAUCAUCACACAUCUAUGUUCAACAUCUGGUGGUGUGUUCUCAACUGGAUACCCUGUGGACAGAGUUUCUUUGGGCCGACGCUAAACAGUUUCAUCCACAUCCUCAUGUAUUCUUACUACGGUCUGUCAACCAUUCCAUCCAUGCACAAAUAUCUGUGGUGGAAACGCUACCUCACACAGGCUCAGCUGGUUCAGUUUGUAUUGACUAUAACACACACCGUAAGCGCAUGGGUUGUUCCUUGUGGUUUCCCUCUAGGCUGUCUGAAAUUUCAAACCUCCUACAUGGUCACACUCGUCCUCCUGUUUGUCAACUUCUACAUGCAGACAUACAAAAAAAGGAGACUGGAGGGUGACAGUAUGAUGAAGAUUGAAGAUCUUAAGAACAAUCAUUCAAACGGCCAUGUGUCCUCGCUCAACGGCAACUCCAAAAACAAGCUGCAGUAAUAAGAGGACUAUGCUCUUCUUAAUACAGUUAUGUUGAACACUAGUGUAACAGCAGGGAUAAUAGUCUAACUAAACCUUUUUUUUAAAUAGCAUAGUACUUUCUAACUGUUUUGUAUUUUGUUUUACAUGCAUUCCUCUGAAGUCUCGAUUUGUGUAAACACUGUACAAUAAUUUUAUGCAGAGGCAUUUAAUUGUGCUUCAAACAUUUGACAUUCAACUGUUAUUCAAAACAAACGGCUCUAGAGUACUGUAUCUACUCUAUUACACAACAUAUUUUCUCUCGCAAGAACAGAAGUAUCAGUAUCUGUCUUCAAUCACCAUAUUCAGUCUUUAACAAAAAAUGCCUUAGUUCAAUCCUUUAACUAAAAUGCUAGAAAACUGCAGUGUGGUUGAAUGUGUCAGGAUGAAGGAUCUAAUAGCAUGUCACAUUACUAAUAACAACUCCAAGCCUUCAUUUUAGCCAGACUUGGCAGGGCUCACAAGGUCAUGGGGAAACAUGUAACUAUCAGGGAAUUUUUAAACUGGGAUUUCCAAGCCUGGAAAAGUCAUGAUAGUCGAUACGAUUUGUUUCUAAAUAUAGCCCAAGCCUAGCCUAUUAAAUAUUUAAUUGGCAAGAAAUUGCACUUUGAGUGCAAUUUCUAUAUCAUUUUUAAAAUUCCACAUCAAGUAAUGAGACAACUGGAAAGGUCAUGCUGGAAGAUUCAUUAAAUCAAAGUUUCAACACACUUUGACUUGGACAGUCACAUACAGAAACCAAAAUUCAUGAAAAAUGCUGCAUAAAAUCAGUUUUUGGAUUCUGAAUGUUUCUGAAAAUCACAUUUAUAGCACUUACCAAGUCCUUAUUUUUGUAAAAAAAAAAAGAAAAAAAAAGGCACAAAUCUACAAAUUAAUUUGAACAUGUCUCUGUGGCUAUUUUAAGUGACUGGUACAUACAGUAUGAGAACUGUUGUUCAAUUAUUGUCUUCAUAAUAACAGAACUAUAAGCACUUCAAA